GGUGCCCUGGAAGCUGACGCGCAGCACUGGCCGUGGCCGUGGGGCCCGCGGAGGGCGGCGCGCGGCUGAUGAAACCGGCUCGGAUUCCGCCCGCGUGCGCCAUCCCCUCAGCUAGCAGGUGUGAGAGGCUUUCUACCCGCGGUCUCCACACAGCUCAACAUCUUGCCGCCUCCUCCGAGCCUGAAGCUACCGUGGACUCUGCUGUGGCGUCUUGGCCCCCAGGUGCGGAUCCUCCCCAGUGAGAAGUCCCACGAGUCUUACAGCAGAUUCGCUCAGCACAAUGGGCUGCAAAAACCUGCUCGGUCUGGGCCAGCAGAUGCUGCGCCGGAAGGUGGUGGACUGCAGCCGGGAGGAGAGCCGGCUGUCCCGCUGCCUCAACACCUAUGACCUGGUAGCUCUUGGGGUGGGCAGCACCUUGGGCGCUGGUGUCUAUGUCCUAGCCGGUGCCGUGGCCCGUGAAAAUGCUGGCCCUGCCAUCGUCAUCUCCUUCUUGAUUGCUGCUCUCGCCUCCGUGCUGGCCGGCCUGUGCUACGGCGAGUUUGGUGCCCGUGUCCCCAAGACGGGCUCAGCCUACCUCUACAGCUACGUGACGGUGGGGGAGCUUUGGGCCUUCAUCACUGGCUGGAACCUGAUUCUCUCCUACAUCAUCGGUACUUCAAGCGUGGCAAGAGCCUGGAGUGCGACUUUUGACGAGCUGAUAGGCAAGCCCAUCGGAGAGUUCUCACGUCAGCACAUGGCCCUGAAUGCUCCUGGGGUGCUGGCCCAAACCCCGGACAUAUUUGCUGUGAUUAUAAUUAUCAUCUUAACAGGACUGUUAACUCUUGGCGUGAAGGAGUCAGCCAUGGUCAACAAAAUUUUCACCUGUAUCAAUGUCCUGGUCUUGUGCUUCAUCGUGGUGUCCGGGUUCGUGAAAGGCUCCAUUAAAAACUGGCAGCUCACGGAGAAAAAUUUCUCCUGUAACAACAACGACACAAACGUGAAAUACGGUGAGGGAGGGUUUAUGCCCUUUGGAUUCUCUGGUGUCCUGUCAGGGGCAGCGACCUGCUUUUAUGCCUUCGUGGGCUUUGACUGCAUCGCCACCACAGGGGAAGAAGUCAAGAACCCCCAGAAGGCCAUUCCUGUGGGCAUCGUGGCGUCCCUCCUCAUUUGCUUCAUAGCGUACUUUGGCGUGUCCGCCGCUCUCACGCUCAUGAUGCCUUACUUCUGCCUGGACAUCGACAGCCCGCUGCCUGGUGCCUUCAAGCACCAGGGCUGGGAAGAAGCUAAGUACGCAGUGGCCAUUGGCUCUCUCUGCGCACUUUCCACCAGUCUCCUAGGCUCCAUGUUUCCCAUGCCCCGAGUUAUCUAUGCCAUGGCUGAAGAUGGACUACUGUUUAAAUUUUUGGCCAAAAUCAACAAUAGGACCAAAACACCCGUAAUCGCCACUGUGACCUCAGGCGCCAUUGCUGCUGUGAUGGCCUUCCUCUUUGAACUGAAGGACCUGGUGGACCUCAUGUCCAUUGGCACUCUCCUGGCUUACUCUUUGGUGGCUGCCUGUGUUUUGGUCUUACGGUACCAGCCAGAACAACCUAAUCUGGUAUACCAGAUGGCCAGAACCACCGAGGAGCUAGAUCGAGUAGAUCAGAAUGAGCUGGUCAGUGCCAGUGAAUCACAGACAGGCUUUUUACCGGUAGCCGAGAAGUUUUCUCUGAAAUCCAUCCUCUCACCCAAGAACGUGGAGCCCUCCAAAUUCUCAGGGCUAAUUGUGAACAUUUCAGCCGGCCUCCUAGCCGCUCUUAUCAUCACCGUGUGCAUUGUGGCCGUGCUUGGAAGAGAGGCCCUGGCCGAAGGGACACUGUGGGCAGUCUUUGUAAUGACAGGGUCAGUCCUCCUCUGCAUGCUGGUGACAGGCAUCAUCUGGAGACAGCCUGAGAGCAAGACCAAGCUCUCAUUUAAGGUACCCUUUGUCCCCGUACUUCCUGUCUUGAGCAUCUUCGUGAACAUCUAUCUCAUGAUGCAGCUGGACCAGGGCACGUGGGUCCGGUUUGCAGUGUGGAUGCUGAUAGGUUUCACCAUCUAUUUCGGUUAUGGGAUCUGGCACAGUGAGGAAGCGUCCCUGGCUGCUGGCCAGGCAAAGACUCCUGACAGCAACUUGGACCAGUGCAAAUGACGUGCAGCCCCACCCACCAGGGUGACAGCGGUUGACGGGUGCCCGUAGAAGCCUGGGACCCUCACAAUCUCUCCACUCAUGCCUCAGGAUCAGCUCACACCCCCAAUGUCACCAAAGCUGGUUUGCUGCCAGCUCGUGAGAUCCUGGUCAUUUCUGGACAGUCCCUUGGUUUACUCAUCUCCCUCUGAACAAAGAAAGCAGCCCUUCUCCUUGCCGGCCGGCCGGGCGCUUCGCUGCUGCGGCCCCAGCAGAAGGGAGGCCCCCUUCUCCUCUCACUUGGGAAGCAGGCCUCCCUCCCUCCCUGGGACCACCCUGGCAUCGCCCAUGUGCACACUCCAGAUGGCUAGUGAGCCUCUCCCUGUCAGCCCAGGACAGUCUCCUGACCACAAGAUGCAAGACUAUCCCAGCGAGGAAGCAUGUGCCCCAACAGUGCUGCCCGACAGCCCAUCAACUACAGAAUACCUAAAGAGGAGGAACAGGCCCACAUCUUACUGCUUUCUGGCUGGGGUGGUAGGAUGGGGUCCCGGGUCUGCACAGAAGCAUCUGUGCAGAACACAGCACGGUGUGAGCCGUUCAGGUGUGAGCCGCUCAUCUCGAGCACAGAAGACGGGAGAUCCCUGGAGUGACCAGUAGUGUCGAGAUGAGACGGCCAGCUCAGCCCGCGUGGACUAGGGUGACAUUCUCUGGUCUCAUUCCUAGCAGGCCUGGGUUGGCUUUUGCUGCUCUUGGCGCCUUGUCCCCACUGUCCUGAGUCACUGGAACACAAGGCUGUAUCCGUAGGGUUAUUUCAUUCUCUCGGGUCUUCUAAAGUUCUUCAGACAGGUGGCACUCAAUGUGGGGUGGUGACGCCUUUCUGGCCACUGACGUGAUCUGUGUGGCCUUUUACAUCUAAGGAGUACUGCGGAGUCCUCCCCCUGCUGCUUGCUGUGAAUCACUCCACUGGAUUAACUUGGGGCUUAAUGUUACCUUGGAAGAUAGCCAAAUCAUUACCGACUGCCAUAUCAGCUUGCGGUUCAAGAUGUGUGGCCUGCGCAGGAGAUGGCUUGGGGUCCUAUUGCUAUUCCUCUUGUAGCUGUGGUGCCUUUGCCUGCUGCUGGUGAGAUUUCCACCCUGGCCUGGACCUUAUUCCCCUUCAUUUCCCCUCCCCCACCCCACGCUCCAUAUCUCUCGGGGUGUGGCCUGAGGGCUGACACCUCUUCAUUUACUCUUUGUAGAUAGAAACUGCUUGAGAGUGCUGGUGGAUUCUCAGAACCAGCAGGGUGCCCUUCCCCCACCCCACAUCCCCCUUCCACCAUAUUGGGGUGGCGAAGCCUAGUGUCUUAGUCUAAUGUUAAUGCUGUUUAUAAAGCCAAGCUUUCUUUUCUGUCUGGCUUUUGACCCAAGUCUGGUGGAAACAGGCUGAGUAGGUAGACUGAUGGCCCUGUCUUUCCUCUGCUUUGGAAGAUUCUUGAGAAUGGAAGAGUUAGUGGGGCUGGACAGGCGUGUAGCCUAGUGGUAGCACACUUCCCCAGCCUACACAGGGCCUCAGCUUCCACCCCCAGCACUACGUAUGGAAAAUUAGGGAGAUUAGAGAAACCACCUAAUUGCUGGGUCAGCCAGUGGAGGACAGCUGAGCAUCCAAGAGCCAGGCCCUGACCACCGUCCAGGCACUUUGUCUCCUAGGCUGCCUGAAAACACUGCAAAGGGAGUAUUAUAAGACCCUACAUGUUGAGUUUCUAAAGGUAUUUAAAGUUAUGUAGAUUGGUGCUGUAAAAUAUUUUGAUAAAUAUUAACUUAUUUUAUUCGGGUCUUGAUUACCUAUUGUCUUCUUAGGGUCUGUUAAGUAUCUGUCUGGGUUUUUUUUUUCCUUGUUACUUGAGAGAGAGAGAGAGAGAGAGAGAGAGAGAGAGAGAGAGAGAGGGCCCAGUGAGGUGUUGGAAGAAUCUUUUAAAGUUUAGUGUCUUUGGCUUCUUUUUUGAGACAAGGUUUCACACUCUAGCUGGCCUGGAAUAGGAUUAUCGUUGCCCAGUGUGGCCUCUGCCUCAGGCUCCCGAGUGCUAAGAGCAUAGGCGUGAGCCUCCGCUCCUCCUGCUGAACUGUCUCUUGCUUUCUGGGUAAAACCUCCCUGUCUAAGGCAGCCUAACCAUGUGUUUACAGUUGACGUUUCAGCCAGCAGCUUGUAUCCCACCAAGGGGAAAGGUGUGUAUCUAGGGGUUUGAUCUGUCACCAUCCCUCCUGAGGACCGCAAGCAACGGUCUAUAUAUACAUCUGUUCUAUAUGUUUCCCUGUGCGACACAGGAGCAAACACAGGCCCUGGCGGGGUGGGGUGGGGUCGGGGGGGGGGGCAUCCUGAACCCACUUCCUAGUCAGGAAAAGAUGCUUGAAGGCGGUGUGCCUAGUUAGUUGAUUGGCCACUGAGCUCUUACUAAGAGUGGACACUUUUGGGGGUACACAGGAACAAUGAUGUAUAUAGUUAUGCCUGGAGCGAGCCUCUAAUGUGCUUUUUAUUAUGCCCCCAGUUCCUUCUGAAAGGAAAACACAAGCCCCAAACCCAAACAACACACACACACACACACACACACACACACACACACACACACACACACACACACAUCCCUCCAGACCAACAGCAGGUGGUAUCCCGUCUCCUAGCCUCCUGCCCAAAGAAGAGUCCCAUUGGGUUUCAAAGCAUGGCCAGCAUUUCCUACCUAGCUGGAACUUAGACAUUCUAAAGACACAUUCCCAUGCCUUGUUUACCUGCAGCUAGUAUAUUCACAUUGAAAAGACCCAUUUUUCCAGGAGCCUGUGCUCUUCCUGUCUCUGGGUCUAAGUUCAUGAAGAAGCCAAUACCCAGGAGUGGGGCACAAGAUGUCUCCACCUUUCAGAAGGUGGCCCUGGUCAUGGUGGUAGUGGUAGGUGGUGUCUAUAGAGACAUUAACCCUCCCACCCCACACCCCCGUGUAUAUUUGUGGAAGGGUGGGUGCACACCUAGGCCCAUCCCCCAUCCCUGCCCAUCUCCUACAGCCAGGCCUUUGUGGAUUUAUUUUGCAAACAAAGAAAAAAUGAGAGUCUGACCCGGGCAGUUUCUGGAAGAUUGCUGGCUUUAUUCUGUUUUCAGUUGUUCACAGUUUGGUUUUACAGUAUGCAAAUUCUGCCUGUCAUCUGAUAUCCCCUCUGCUGGUGACUUGACUUGGGAACCACAUACCAAGCACCUGCCUGAGGCUUGAUGGUCAGAAGUGUCUGCAGGUUUCUCCACCUGCCCCUAGCAGCCAAGGGUUGGACAUACCCCACCCCCAGCCCCAACUCCUGAGCACAUCUGGUACAGCCGGUGUGUGCACAGCUAAGGGAAUAUGUACCCUGCUCCACCUGUCUACUGCCUGAUGCUCUCAUGCAUAGGGCUGGGAUUACCAGUGGCCGUGUUUGUACCUUGGCCCUAACCCCACACAGACAUUCUGAAUUUCGGAGUGUUCAUAGUCUCCUCUAGCAAGGAACUUGCCCAGCACUGGGUAGAAGCUUGGCAACAGCAGUGUGAGAGACCGGGUUCCUAGGAUAAGCGUGGACACGCCCCACGGGCUCACUCAUGUCUACUGGCAAAGCCAUGGCCACUGCUGAUCUGUGUACCUCCCUGCAAUGGAAACAUGGCUGGCUUCCGCCAGGGCCCAUCCUUUCUGACUUGAGCAUCUUAUGUCCCCACAGAUAGUUAUUUCAUCCUAAUAAAAGCUUACUGUUUUGUUGGCUCCCAAGCAUUAAGGAAUCUUAAGUGGGGAAUCUAAGUGCCAGGGUGCCCACCCCUUGGGGUGUUGGUGGGUGAUGCAAACAGGGAUGUUUGAGUCCAGGUAUGGUUGGGCUAGCGAAGGGAGUGGCCAGACAGAGAAUACAUGGCCCAUGGAACUGUUAGAGAACUCAGAGUCAGCGCUGAAUGUAUGUCAUGUUAUAUAAUUCAAACCGCGUCUGUUUGCCUUCAUCAUGAGAGGAUUGUACAUAAGGUUCCUGGGGGGAGAGCGAGUGGUCCGUUUCUUUAGGCUUGUUUUGGUUUGCGAAAUACUUUGAUUGUCACAGUGGUGCAAGUGAAACGUGCUACACUCCAAUGUGGUUAGGAUGAAAAUUUUAGGGCAAAAAUAAAUAAAUAAAAAUUAAAAAAAAAAUCUACCAGCUGGUUUUCACCUCCGUUACGCUCGCCUGGUCUUUCUGUGUCCACUGCUCCACUGAGCCGGGGAAUAUGGUGUAGCCAAAGGUCUUGAGACACGGUGAUGACCAAGGAGCCUUCCUGGACCAUCCUGUUACACGUGCUGAAUGGCUGGCUCAAAAGCCCAGGAGAGACGAAAGUCCAUGUCCAAAGAUGUUCUCAGGGCGCUGGCACGUCCAGCAGUGUCAGGAAGCAAGGUUUAGGAAGCUACAUCAUGCACGCUAGUUUAUUGAUAAGUGUCACCUUUCGUGCUCUGACAAGCUUUUUGAGUUUGGAACUUAUUUUCCAAUUUGAGAAGUUAUAAUAUAUCUUUGUAUUUAAGAUAUUUACUGCUUUGUUUGUGCCUUGAAGCUUCGAUGGGUUUAAGGAUCACAGAGGGGCCAGGAUACUAACGAGGGCUGGUUUAUUUGCAAACCUGAAUACUUGUGUUGUGGUUUCUCCAGGACAAUUUUUUUAUUAUUAUUUCUACUGAACAUGGAGCCAUUAUUAAAAAGAGUUAUGUGUGGUUUUUCAUUAUGUAAAUUGUAUAUAUAUUUUUUUGCUUGUUUGAGGUUCUAUUUUUCUAAUAGUCUUCUUACAGUUUCUUAUAAUGAUGACAUUAGAUUAAGUCCGAUACUAACUGUAAAUCAAGCUGGUUUCUGCUGGAUUCCCGUGGAUUAAUUCUAUUUUAUUUUAAGGCCAAGUGCAGGUGUCAUCCACCACCCUUUUGAAAAAAAAUGUGAAAUUUAUGUUUCCCCUCGUUGCUGAAUACAUUGUACACUGGCAAGACCCCUCCCAUACUUAUGUGUUGUAAAAUCAAAGCUGUUUUGUGGUACAUUGUGUCAUGCUCCUGCAGACGCUAAUAAACCCUGUCUGGCUUCCACAA
This is a messenger RNA of Mus musculus (house mouse), 7179 nucleotides long. RefSeq names its product solute carrier family 7 (cationic amino acid transporter, y+ system), member 1 (gene Slc7a1). The record is from RefSeq and is marked validated. Gene Ontology annotation, molecular function: L-arginine transmembrane transporter activity; L-histidine transmembrane transporter activity; L-lysine transmembrane transporter activity. Gene Ontology annotation, biological process: symbiont entry into host cell; ornithine transport; amino acid import across plasma membrane. The transcript has 13 exons. Gene Ontology annotation, cellular component: basolateral plasma membrane; membrane; protein-containing complex. Bases 281 to 2149 code for a protein of 622 amino acids. Lineage: Eukaryota; Metazoa; Chordata; Mammalia; Rodentia; Muridae.